Betta splendens (Siamese fighting fish) is the source of this 2313-nucleotide messenger RNA. It is a transcript of the gene mbd3b, whose product is annotated as methyl-CpG binding domain protein 3b. Lineage: Eukaryota; Metazoa; Chordata; Actinopteri; Anabantiformes; Osphronemidae. The coding region runs from base 226 to 1050 and encodes 274 amino acids. Gene Ontology annotation, molecular function: DNA binding. The transcript has 7 exons. The record is from RefSeq and is a predicted model, not a curated record.
GAUGAGGCCGAGCUCCGCGGCGGAGUGAUUUGCGCGACGACAAAGAGAUGAGAUGUUGUUAGCAGCAGGGAGAUCCCAUUACAGAGGACGCAUGUUGUAACAUGGUUGAAACAAAAGCGUAAGCGGCGACAUACCUACCAUCCAAAACAAUCGACACACGUCCUAAAGUCCACUGUGGUUAAUCGCAGUAACUUUUAGUGGAUUUGUAGGCUGAUCGCGUGGGAAAUGGAGAAGAAAAGGUGGGAUUGCACUGCUCUCCCCAAGGGCUGGAAAAUGGAAGAAGUGACCAGAAAGUCGGGUUUGUCCGCUGGAAAAAGCGAUGUCUAUUAUUUUAGUCCAUCUGGGAAGAAGUUUCGGAGCAAGCCUCAGCUGGCCCGUUACCUUGGUAACCAGAUGGACCUCAGCUCCUUCGAUUUCCGCACGGGGAAGAUGCUGAUGAGCAAGCUGAACAAGAACCGCCAGAGACUGCGAUAUGACAACAACAAUCAGAACAAGGGCAAACCUGAUCUGAACACAUCACUGCCGGUCAGACAGACGGCCUCCAUCUUCAAACAGCCAGUUACCAAGGUUACCAACCAUCCAAACAACAAAGUGAAGACAGAUCCUCAGAAAGCCGUCGACCAGCCCAGACAGCUGUUUUGGGAAAAGAAACUCAGUGGUCUCAAUGCGUAUGACAUUGCAGAAGAGCUGGUGAAAACCAUGGAGCUCCCCAAAGGCCUGCAAGGUGUUGGUCCCGGCUGCACAGACAAGACUCUCCUGUCGGCUAUAGCGAGCGCUCUCCACACCAGCGCGGCUCCCAUUACUGGGCAGCUGUCGGCAGCUGUGGAGAAGAACCCGGGAGUGUGGCUCAACACGACGCAGCCGCUGUGCAAAGCCUUCAUAGUCACGGAUGAGGACAUCAGGAAACAGGAGGAGCUGGUGUACAGCGUGAGGAAAAGGCUGGAGGAGGCGCUGAUGGCUGACAUGUUGGCCCACGUGGAGGAGGCUGCCAACGACGGGGAGGCUCUGAAGGAAGAGGGCAACGGCAGCGAGGACAUGGAGAGCGUAUAGCACAGGGUUUUUGUGAAGCCUGGAUGGGUUUGAUUUUAACACACACACACACACACACACACACACACACACACACACACACACACACACACACACACACACACACACACACACACACACCCAUGACAAGUAGGAGCCCUGCAUCAGUCCGGCCCUGCAGACCUCUUCCCCCAUCAGCGUCUGUCCAGCCCAAACCUGGACACCAGCGCACCCUGACCACCCGGAUCACGUCUUCACCUCCUCCAGCCAGCCUCUCAUCUGAUGUGUCCAUUCGCCAUCAACUCAUGGCUGCGCUCUGCUUCAGCGCCACCUAAAUGACUGGUGUCGCUUCGGAAACCUUGUUGGUUUUUAAUAAUUUAAAACAAAACAUGAACUGGACCCGCUGUUGAUGAAUGAAAGUAUUUGCCACGUGUCAAAUUCAGUAUACAAGUGUAGUUUCUACCAACAUGCGGUGAAUGAGCCGUGAAUUUGUACUUUUAGAGACAAUCUGGUCAAAAUCAAACAUUCAAUAUCGGUACUGAUGUGGUUGUUUUGGGUUUCUCGGAUUGGAAAUGAAUGUUUUGUAAUUUUUUGGCAUGUUGUCAUUUUUUUUAACCUGAUGAACUCCUUGUCUGAAACAAAACAAGAGCCAAACUUGUGUUUUCUAGUGGAAUCAUGAUGGUGCAGUGUGAAGCUUCCACUGAGGGGGGGCAGAGGCAGCCUGCAGGUCAUAUCGUGGACACGAUGUCAUUCGUGUCAGCUGUGUUUUACCUGUCAAUCACGUCCAGAUUGAUUGAACAGAGACGUGCUAUUUUAAAGAGGGUGCUGCUUUGUGUUUUACCGUAAGUGAUUACAUCGUCUCUGCUGUUCCACGACGAAACAUCAGGAACACUUGACUUGAACUGUCUUUAGAUCGUAGAAUAAUUGUGUUUUUAUUUUUUACACUCGGCUUCAUUCUAGGUGCGUACAGAUGUUGUGAAACACUGAUGUUUGGUGCCAAGACUUUGUUUCUGUCGAGUCUUCAGUCCUCUUUGUUCACUUCGUUAGUGUUACCACACACAUACUGCCUCCUCAUAAAACCCACGCACAGAAUUCGGUGGCGCGGCAGAAGAAGCGCUCUCAGAUAUCGUCUGAGGAUGUUUUUUGUAUUUUUAUCCCUGUGUGUUGAGGUUUGAUGCUAAAUAAUGUAUCAAGUUGAAAUCCUUAAAUCCCCUAUGCGGUAUCAGCAGGCUGAUUGCUGAAAUACAUUUGAUUGUAUUAUUAAAUGAGUCAUUAUGUCACUAA